This is a messenger RNA of Poeciliopsis prolifica (blackstripe livebearer), 1969 nucleotides long. It is a transcript of the gene pipox, whose product is annotated as pipecolic acid oxidase. Bases 11 to 1153 code for a protein of 380 amino acids. Gene Ontology annotation, molecular function: L-pipecolate oxidase activity; sarcosine oxidase activity; flavin adenine dinucleotide binding. Gene Ontology annotation, cellular component: peroxisome. The transcript is spliced from 8 exons. The record is from RefSeq and is a predicted model, not a curated record. NCBI's taxonomy places the organism in Eukaryota, Metazoa, Chordata, Actinopteri, Cyprinodontiformes, Poeciliidae.
GUCCGGCAGCAUGUCCACGAUGCAGCACUAUGACUGUGUGGUGAUCGGGGCGGGAGUCCAGGGCUCCUUCACAGCCUACCAGCUGGCUAAACAAAACAAGAAGACUCUGCUGCUGGAGCAGUUCAUUCUGCCUCACACCCGAGGCAGCUCCCACGGCCAGACGCGCAUCAUACGCAGAGCCUAUGAGCAGGACAUUUACACCCAGAUGAUGGAGGAGGGCUAUGAGAUGUGGGCCCAGCUGGAGAAGGAGGCCGGAGUGACGCUGUACAGACAAACUGGACUGCUAGUCAUGGGACCAGAAACCAGUGGAGAUUACCCGCUGGUCAAGAGAACCUUGUUGAAGAACAAGGUUCCCACGGUGAUUCUGAGCCGUGAUAACUUCCACCAGCACAUCCCCAACGUGGUUCUGUCUGAGGGCCACGGGGCCCUGGUGGAUGAAACCGGCGGCGUUCUGUUUGCAGACCGGGCCCUGAAGGCGGUUCAGGGUCAGUUUCAGAAGUUGGGUGGAGUCAUACGAGAUAAUGAGAAGGUUAUGGAAAUCAAGCCUGGUCCGGUUGUCAAGGUGACGACCUCAGGAGGAGCCUAUCAAGCGAGAAAUGUUGUGAUCACUGCUGGACCCUGGACCAAUAAGCUCCUGGCUCACACUGGUAUCCAGUUACCACUGGAGGCUGCUAAGAUUAAUGUGUGCUACUGGAAAGAAAAGACUCCUGGGAGUUACAGUGUGAAGCAGCGUUUUCCAUGCUUUGUGGUCACUGGGAGUUUGGAGGCUAAAGAAGACAUCUAUGGCCUCCCGUCGAAUGAGUAUCCAGACUUGAUGAAGAUUUGCUACCACAUGGGCAGCAAGACUGACCCGGAUUACAGAGACCUGCAGACGGACACGUCUGACAUCGAGAUCCUGAAGCGAUACGUUUCCAGAUGCAUACCCGGCCUGGUUCCUGAGCCUGCUGUGGUGGAGAGCUGCAUGUAUACACUGACUCCUGAUCGCCACUUUGUGUUGGAUCACCAUCCAAACUACAGCAACAUCGUCAUUGGAGCAGGAUUCUCAGGUCAUGGCUUCAAGUUCGGCCCAGUCAUUGGAAAGCUCCUGUGUGAGCUCAGCCUGGGAGAAGAGCCUUCCUUUGACCUUUCACCUUUCAAAAUCAGCCGUUUCUAGUCAAAGAUGAGAUCAGCUUUGUAGGAUCAGGACUGGAUUCAUGAAUCCUUCCUCCAACUCUUUCAUUCUUUCAGAUCAUUGCUAUAAUCUGCAAAGUUUACAUGAUGUCAUCAGUUUUACAUGUGUUUAACAACGAGCCGUUUACAUGACAUAAAAUUCUGGUUUACUUUGCUUAGUGAUCUCACCAUCUAGAUAAAGUUUAAAUCUUAGUGACUACCUGAAGGGGAUCUUAUUACAAAGCAAAAACACCUUGAGAGUCAUAAUUUUACAAAUGAAGUUGUUUUUAUCUUCACUUUAAACUUUCUGACAUUCAGACCUUGCCAUUUUUAGUCUGACUUUAUAUAUGGCAAUAAAAUUGUAUCUGAAUGAAACUUCUUCCAAGAGUAACUGUAGAUGUAAAUGCUCAGUUAUUGUAUCUGUGCAUCAAUAGAAACAUUUUCUUAUUUUACUGUUUUUAUAUGACCUACCAGCCGUUCUCAGAGCUUCCUCUCGGUAAUGAGCUGCUGGAACUUUCCUCAACUCCCAGAAGACUUUCUGUCUGAGUUUCCAUUCAUUAUUUUUAUGUGUGAAAACAUCAAUGAGGAAAACUCCUUAGUAAGCAGACAGCAGUAACUCGCUGAGUCAGGAAAAGCCAACGUCAAAGGAGCUUCAAGUCAAUAACUAGAAUUUAUUUACAAUAUUGCAAAGAUAAAAUUAACAAGUGGUCAGUUUUUCAGUGAAGAAAAGAAACGAGUUUUACAAAGCUAAAAUGAAUCAUACAUGUUUUGUAUAUAAAUACAGUGAAUAAGGGGUUAGCCAAAAAAAAAAAAAGAAGAA